AUGGACAAUGCAAGAAUGAGUUCCUUCCUGGACUAUCCCAUCCUUGGCAGUGGCGACUCUGGGACCUGCUCGGCGCGAGCCUACCCCUCCGACCCUGGGAUUACAACUUUUCAGUCCUGUGCCGUCAGUGCCAACAGCUGCGGCAGCGACGACCGCUUCCUGGUGGGCAGAGGGGUGCAGAUCAGCUCGCCCCACCACCACCAUCACCACCACCACCACCCCCAGCCGGCUACUUACCAGACUUCUGCGAACCUUGGGGUUUCCUACUCGCACUCGAGUUGUGGUCCUGGCUAUGGCGCGCAGAACUUCGGCGCGCCUUAUGGCCCCUAUGGAUUGAAUCAGGAAGCAGACGUAAGUGCUGGGUACCCCCCGUGCGCUCCCGCUGUUUACUCUGGAAACCUCUCAUCUCCCAUGGUCCAGCCUCACCACCACCACCAGGGUUAUGCCGGGGGCGCGGUGGGCUCGCCUCAGUACAUUCACCACUCAUAUGGACAAGAGCACCAGAGCCUGGCCCUGGCCGCGUAUAAUAACUCCUUAUCCCCUCUCCACGCCAGCCACCAAGAAGCCUGUCGCUCCCCUGUUUCAGAGACGUCUUCUCCAGCGCAGACCUUUGACUGGAUGAAAGUUAAAAGGAACCCCCCCAAAACAGGGAAAGUUGGAGAGUACGGCUAUGUGGGUCAGCCCAACGCGGUGCGCACCAACUUCACCACCAAGCAGCUCACGGAGCUGGAGAAGGAGUUCCACUUCAACAAGUACCUGACGCGAGCGCGCCGGGUGGAGAUCGCCGCGUCCCUGCAGCUCAACGAGACCCAGGUGAAGAUCUGGUUCCAGAACCGCCGCAUGAAGCAGAAGAAGCGGGAGAAGGAGGGGCUCCUGCCCGUCUCCCCUGCCACUCCUCCUGGGAGCGACGAGAAGGCGGAGGAAUCCUCUGAGAAAUCCAGCUCCUCGCCCUGCGCCCCUUCUCCCGGCUCGUCUACCUCGGACACUCUGACUACCUCCCACUGAGGCUGCCCCAGCCCAGCUCCUCAGCCCCGGGCUGCUCCCAGGGCUGCGAUUUCUUGCCCAAAGCACAUUCUUUGCUUAUCUUCCUUUCUUGAAAGUCUCUCUCUCUCUCUCUCUCUCUCUCUCUCUCUCUCUCUCUCUCUCUCUCUCUCUCUCUCUCUCUCUUCCUUUCUGGUCCUAUCUGGGGAGCUCCUGGCCAUAGAUAACGUGUUUCCAGAGAAUUCUGGAGACUUGGUUAAGGAAGUUAACUCCUUAACCCACACCGGGUGUCCACGUCGGAUUUCUGACGGUCCCCAACAUCCUUUCCUUCACUGUUGUGAGAUUGUCCACACAACCGAAGGUUCCUUCAGAUGUCUGUUGGGGAAUAGUUCCUUUUGCCAGCAGACUCUGGCAGGAGGGAGACACCUCACCUUUUAUCUAUGUAUUGUUCUUCUCUGCCUGGUCCUUAAGUAGGACAGAGAGGAAAGAGAGUGUCCAAAGGCUCAUGAAGAAAAGAUGCACUGAGUGUUUACACAGUUGACCCCUUAACUUGGUUGGUUUCAUGCGUGCGAGUUUGCUGGCUGUAAAUGCUUCCUCUUGAGAGAUUUAUCUUUAUACAAACUUUCUAGAAACGUGUAGGUAACAACCAAACAGGGUGCUGGAUUCUCAAAACUGGUAGCUUACAUGUGAUCAUGGGUGAAAGAGAAAAUAACCUCUCUCUUUCAAACAGAGUCAGGUGCCUCAGAAAGUAGCCUCAAUUUGUCCACUCAGAGCUGAGAAGGCCUGCAAAGCACUAGGUUCGGAUCCUUUCCUGUGCCAAAUCUUCCCCAACUCCAUUUCUUCUUGCUUCUCUGGUCACCCUCCCAUUUAAAAAUCAUGCUGGAUUAUUUGUAGCCUAAAGGCACCCUUUCUGUCACCCUUCCUUCCCACAGCUAUCUGGACGGGACACAGUGUAUCCCCAGCUAAUUGUUAAUGUGAUGGAUGGCACAAUGAAUGUAUAUUUUGUGUGAUUCGUGAAUAGUCUUCUGCAUGUCGCACAAUGUUUUGAUGUUCCCUGCAGCCUCACACUGAGUUCUAUCAGUUACCCUUUGUGAGCUUUUGAUAAGUCCCAUUUCCUGUACAAUCAUGAGCAGCUCUGAGGUCCCAGAGCAGAGUUUACGGGUCUUAAGAUGUCUGUAAUAAAAGCAUUCAAGUUUCA
Molecule: messenger RNA, 2179 nt
Organism: Meriones unguiculatus (Mongolian gerbil)
Lineage: Eukaryota; Metazoa; Chordata; Mammalia; Rodentia; Muridae
Gene: Hoxa1
Product: homeobox A1
Exons: 2
Coding region: 1-1005 (334 amino acids)
Biological process (GO): regulation of transcription by RNA polymerase II
Cellular component (GO): nucleus
Molecular function (GO): DNA-binding transcription factor activity, RNA polymerase II-specific; RNA polymerase II cis-regulatory region sequence-specific DNA binding
Source: RefSeq, a predicted model, not a curated record